AUGGAUUCCAUGAGAUCGUUAAAUACCUCGCUCCCGAGCUCUACACCCCGCCCCCAGCCGCCGGAACAACUCCUCCAGUCUUUCAAAGCCGCCGCUUUGUCCGUCACCAACCUUUACAAGAAUGCGGUGUGUGAACAAGCACAAGCCAAGCAAGCUGGCUACCAGGAGGCCAUAGAAGAUCUACUUCUCUUCCUUGAUCGGGAAAACCUUGGCCUUGGUGAUGGGGAGGGGUGGAGGGUUCGACAAUGGGCAACAGAGAAGUGUGAUGGGACUGCGUCACAGACCGGCGACGACGAUGACCGUGGUGAAAGUGAUAAGUGCGACCGAAGCUCAACGCCCGCAACCACUCGCAAAGACUCGCCCUCCUCCGAAGCCACCACCCGACCGCCAGCUGCUCCAGCACCUCCCUCGACCCCUCGACCGGAAACCACAGUCUCAACGCCACAGCCACAAGAGGUCCCUAGUGCCUCUCCAGCACUUUUCACAUUCACUGCUGGGCCGACAUUUCCUCACUAUCAGGACCUCGAUAUGGAUAUCCAGUCAGACAGCACUACCCCGCCUUCGCAAGACGGCGCCCCCGUUAGCGUAUCGGUCAUGCCACGGAACUCGCGCCAGCCCCUUCGCCACAACAAUCUCCCCCGAUCGAACGCACGCCCUGCCACGCGAGAACCCCCGACUGGUCUUGGAUCCAAGAGAAAGCACACUUUCCCAGACUUCUUUGAUCUGUCUGGAAUGGCCAAUGGAAAGGAUAUGUUUGGUGGCGGGAAGCGUGGACGAUUCAACUAG
This is a messenger RNA of Penicillium argentinense, 786 nucleotides long. RefSeq lists its product as uncharacterized. NCBI's taxonomy places the organism in Eukaryota, Fungi, Ascomycota, Eurotiomycetes, Eurotiales, Aspergillaceae. The record is from RefSeq and is a predicted model, not a curated record. The transcript has a single exon. The coding region runs from base 1 to 786 and encodes 261 amino acids.